AUGGCUGGAUUUCGGCAGCAGGACCCCACCGAAACAAUGACCUCGACAGCUCCCUCGUCUAUGCAGGCUCUUAAGCAGUCUUCGGGUGAACUGGUACUCUACAAGGAGAAGGCUCCCCAGUCUGGACAGGUUCUUGGACCGUCUCCACGCGACUUGGAACCUUACGAAGAGAAGCCACACCUUGGCGAUUAUGCUCCUGGACCUUCGACUUACCGUGGAUUUGGGACGCGGUCCCUCACCGAGACAAUAACCUCGAAGAACCCCCCCAAGUCUUGGCAGGGCCUUGAGCAGUUCCUACGUGACCAGGCGCAGGACAAGGCGAAGGCAAGCUUUUUGAUGUGA
Penicillium chermesinum is the source of this 342-nucleotide messenger RNA. RefSeq lists its product as uncharacterized. Lineage: Eukaryota; Fungi; Ascomycota; Eurotiomycetes; Eurotiales; Aspergillaceae. The record is from RefSeq and is a predicted model, not a curated record. The transcript has a single exon. Bases 1 to 342 code for a protein of 113 amino acids.